UUCACACCUACGCAUAGUUUCUUACUUCAGUCAAUAAUUAUCUCCCUUGCAUCGUUCAACUGAUGCGAAUUUUAUAACAAUUUACAUGUAGAUAAUAGUAUUAAAGUGUAUUGUGGUUAUGUUUAGAGUAAUUGUUAUGUUUUGGACGUUUUAACGGCAUCAUUUGUGAAUUAUUGAUUGGCGGUUAGGACGUUUUGGUAACGGAACCUUUCAAUCAGUUACAAUGGAUGCAGUGAGCAGUCGAUGGAUUGCGUGUGCAACUUUAGUAUUAUGUUCUUUUAUAUCAGUUGCGCACACCAUAGACUGUUUCAAAUGCGUGUCCAUGAACGGCCGGUUCCCAGCCUGCGACGAUCCGUUCCACAACAACCACUCGCUCCAAAUGCUGGAGUCGCCCUGUAUGGGGGGACGGAAGGGGAGGGAUGGCUUGUUCCCAGCUACGUCGUGUAUCAAGAUUGCCGGUGUUUUUGAUGACACAGGCGAAUCCAUAACAGUGCGUGGUUGUGGUCUAGACUCAGGCACAGCCACUACAGACACAGAGAUUAUAAGGAUGUCUCAUUGUGGAAGAUUUUAUUAUAAUGACAGAUACGUCCACGGCUGCCUACAAAGUUGCAAUGACGCCGACGCCUGCAACACUGCGUUUAAAAUAACAUCACCCGUCUCUCUCCUACUUAUAGUCUUCUUAAUUGCCAUGAAGAGCUAACAGAUAUAAAUAAAUAUGUUCUACUCCAAUUGACUUAUAUAGAUAAAAAAUUGGCCAUUUUGUUGUGGUUUUAGCUACAAGUUGUGCUCUCUUUCGCACGUAUGUAUAGACGCAGUGGUAGAUAGAGAUAGAUAGCUAAAGUUGCGUCCAAGAAUAAUGAGAAAUGUUUAGUUUUAGUAGGUAUAUAAUUACUGCUAAAUAUUUAAAAGUCAAUUUAGAAGCUUUUAAAGCUUUUAAACGGAUGCUCUCAAAAUAUAAUUGUGCAUUGAAUAUUUUUGUUUCAAGGAUGAAAUUGGGAAAAGUUAAUGAAUAAAAACGUUUCUAUGUUUUUUUAUUCUCAAAAAAGUUACGAAAAUAAUAUUUGUUAUAUAUUUUUUAAUUAAGUUUGUGAUUUAUCUGAAGCGUUUAACAUUAUAUCUCUUAUAAAUUAUCAUUUUUGAAACGAUAGCAAAGCAAUAACGUACAAUAUU
This is a messenger RNA of Colias croceus (clouded yellow), 1170 nucleotides long. RefSeq lists its product as uncharacterized. Gene Ontology annotation, biological process: regulation of synaptic transmission, cholinergic; positive regulation of voltage-gated potassium channel activity; sleep. The transcript has 5 exons. Bases 224 to 700 code for a protein of 158 amino acids. The record is from RefSeq and is a predicted model, not a curated record. NCBI's taxonomy places the organism in Eukaryota, Metazoa, Arthropoda, Insecta, Lepidoptera, Pieridae.